Messenger RNA from Macrosiphum euphorbiae (potato aphid), 1182 nucleotides. The record is from the annotation of a GenBank genome assembly. Lineage: Eukaryota; Metazoa; Arthropoda; Insecta; Hemiptera; Aphididae.
AUGGAUUUUGUCGAGAUAGCUGCAGUAUGUGCUCUCGAGUUAAAAAGAAGGAAGACAAUAAAAAAGAAGAAGAAAUAUUGGGUACAUCCUAUAACUUCACAGCGAUUAUUGAAAGGACAGUUUUAUAAACUUCACAAUGAAUUACGGUCUUACCCGGUGAAAUUUUUUAAUUUUUAUCGUAUGAGUGUUAAAAGUUUUGAUGAUCUUCUAAAUUUGAUACGACCUUCCAUCACUUAUCAAGAUUCAAAGUGGAGAAAGGCGAUCCCUCCUGAAGAAAGGCUUUCUGUUACCUUAAGGUACCUUGCAACAGGAAACAGUUUUAGAACUUUAUACUUCGAGUUUUUAAUUGGGGGGACAACAAUUAGAACAAUUGUUAAAGACACAUGUGAAAAGAUAUGGAUGUGUCUUAAAGAAAAAUACAUGCCUGAAAGAACCGAAAGGAUGUGGCAGCAAAUUGCAGAAAAAUUUGCGGCAACAACACAUUUUCCAAACUGCCUGGGGGUAAUAGAUGGCAAACACAUUCGCAUUCAAAAACCAUGUAGUACAGGUUCAGAGUUCAUGAAUUAUAAAAAUUUUUUUUCUGUGGUUCUUAUGGCUGUUGUAGAUGCGGAAUAUUGUUUUACGUCAGUUUACAUUGGAUCAUAUGGUAGUGCUAGUGAUUCACAUGUGUUUGAAAGAUCAAAUUUUGGUAAAAAACUAAACCAAGGUAAACUUAACAUACCACCUAAUCAGCCACUACCAAACGAUGACACAGGUGUUCCAAUGCCCUUUAUUUUUGUUGCGGAUGAAGCAUUUGCAUUAUCAGAUCGUGUACAACGGCCAUUUGGGCGACGGAAUUUAACUAUAGAAAAAAAAAUUUAUAACUAUCGGCUCACUAGGGCCAGAAGAAUGGUCGAGUGCGCAUUUGGCAUCAUGUCCAACAAAUGGCGAAUACUUCAUAGAGCAUUAGAUGUGAACCUUUCAUUUUGUGACGCAAUUAUUCAGGCUUGCUGCAUUCUUCAUAACUAUGUACGCCAAAGAGACGGUGUAAGAUUUGAAGAUACACUGUAUGAAUGCCUCCUGACAGAAAUGAACCCAACGAAUGUGCGUGGCAAUCACAUUGGUACAACGACAAGAGAAUAUUUCGUGAAAUAUUUCACUUCACCCGGGGGAUCAAUUCCUUGGCAGUAUGAAAAAAUUUGA